Messenger RNA from Stylophora pistillata, 1208 nucleotides. RefSeq names its product histone H3. Gene Ontology annotation, cellular component: nucleosome. Lineage: Eukaryota; Metazoa; Cnidaria; Anthozoa; Scleractinia; Pocilloporidae. Gene Ontology annotation, molecular function: protein heterodimerization activity; DNA binding; structural constituent of chromatin. The record is from RefSeq and is a predicted model, not a curated record.
AUGGCACGUACCAAACAAACUGCACGAAAGUCAACCGGUGGAAAAGCUCCACGGAAACAGCUAGCCACAAAGGCAGCUCGUAAGAGCGCUCCUGCUACCGGUGGAGUCAAGAAACCUCAUCGUUACAGGCCUGGUACAGUCGCUCUUCGUGAGAUCCGUCGUUACCAGAAAUCCACCGAGCUGUUGAUCCGCAAGCUGCCCUUCCAGCGUCUUGUGCGAGAAAUCGCUCAAGACUUCAAGACUGAUCUGCGUUUCCAGAGCUCGGCUGUGAUGGCUCUUCAAGAAGCUAGCGAGGCUUACCUUGUUGGUCUGUUUGAAGACACCAACUUGUGCGCCAUCCACGCCAAGCGUGCAGCUCGUAAGAGCGCUCCUGCUACCGGUGGAGUCAAGAAACCUCAUCGUUACAGGCCUGGUACAGUCGCUCUUCGAGAGAUCCGUCGUUACCAGAAAUCCACCGAGCUGUUGAUCCGCAAGCUACCCUUCCAGCGUCUUGUGCGAGAAAUUGCUCAAGACUUCAAGACUGAUCUGCGUUUUCAGAGCUCGGCUGUGAUGGCUCUUCAAGAAGCUAGCGAGGCUUACCUUGUUGGUCUGUUUGAAGACACCAACUUGUGCGCCAUCCACGCCAAGCGCGUCACCAUCAUGCCCAAGGACAUUCAGUUGGCCCGCCGAAUCCGCGGCGAACGAGCAUAAGUGGACCGUACACUUCAAAUUACAAACGGCUCCUUUAGGAGCCACCAUAUGAAUAAAAAGCAAUGACCACGUAAAUAAUUCCUCUUUAGAAAGAAAUAUUUUUAUUCAGGGUCAGAUAUUAUUUGAGAAUGUUUAUCUAACUUUUCAUUGAGUCAUCAUGCUUUACCUACUUUCCAAAUCUAAACCAUUUUAUGCACUCAAAGAAAGUCUUUAUUUUUCAGUAAGAUCGCUUACUGACUUUCGUACUUCUGGCAGCUAGGGCUAGGAAAAUCGGCAUAACUUGAAGACGAGAUCAUGUGAAGAUGGAAAGUUCAGUAUGGUUUUAUUGGCUGAAAAUCAGAGUAGACUCGAUUACUCGCACCCAAACUCACGGCUCACGGAACUUGAAACAGCAAGUGCACUCGAAUUUCUCUCCGCCCCGAUUCGCGUGCUCGGGUUUCGCGAGUGUCUUCGCUUUUAUGGGUGCUUCUAUAACUCUCUAACGCUUUGAUAUUCAUUAAAAAGUUUUUGAAAGUAAA